UCCGGUUCUGUUGGUUCCAGUGAGGCUCAGGGUCUGGAGCUGAUGUGUGUCGCCCUGGCAGAAGGUGGUACCGCCUGGGCUCUUGAUGCCAGCGGCAGUCUCUGGUUCAGAACCGGCAUCUGUUGGUCCAGACCGCAGGGCGCCGACGACCACUGGUGGCAGAUCAGUAUUUCGGACUACGUGGUCUUCGAUCAGGGCAGUCUGUUCCAGACCCUGCUGCACGCCACCCAGAGUGUUGCCACGGUAACCAGGGCGCCGGUGGAGCGGGUGGUCGCCUUCCUGUCGCAGUACUCGCAGUGCCAGCCGAGCCUGGUCAGCGCCAACGGCAGCGGAGUCUGGGUGGCCUCGGGACGGAACCAGCUGCACCUGGCCCGCGGCAGUCUCGUUGGAACUUUCUGGCAGAACGUUGUUCCAAGAGGAACCGUCUCAGCCACCAGGUGGAUCUUCAUCACGUCUUCAGCUGUGCCUCACAAAGAAGGUAUGUUCCUGUGGUUGGCUCAGAGCAGGAAGGAUCUGUUCUGUGUUUGGGACCAGGAUGGAGAGCUCCGCCCCUCUUCUGUCCCUCUACCACCUGAGAUGGAGCUGACUCACCUGUCUGCCUGUCGUGAUGCUCUGUGGGGUUUAGACACUCAUGGCCGAGUCAGUAUUCGUACGCUGUCUCCGUCCUGUCCCUUCGGACUCCACUGGACCCCCCUGGACCUCAGCCAGCUCGGAAGUGUUCGUCUUGUCAGUGUGAGCUGUGGCAGUCAGAACGUCUGGGCGGUGGACGGUCGAGGAGUCGUCUACUUCAGAGUGGGAACCCAACCUCUGAACCCGAGCAUGAUGCUGCCGGCCUGGAUCCACAUAGAACCACCUGUACAGCCAAUCGGAGUGCAGCUGGUCAGUAUUGAGACGAGUCCUAACGACCGUCUCCUCUGGGCGUUGGACAACAGAGGAAGUGUCUUCGUCAGGACGGGACUCAGUGAGGAGAUGCCUGUAGGGACGGACUGGGAGCUGGUACCAGGUUUAGCUGUCAGCCAGCUGGUCCUCAGCUCUCGGACCGUUUGGGUCCGAUGUGUCAACGGAGAUCUGGCUCGACGUUACGGAGUCUCCGACCGGAACCCUGCUGGAGAUUACUGGAAGAAGAUCCCCGGGAACACCAACUGGUUAACUGUGACUCCAGAGGACGAGUUGUGGGCGGUGACUCUGAUUGGUGGAUUGUCCCGUCGCCUGACAAAGCUCCUCCCACAGACUCCCUGUAGACCCGCCCCCUCAGGCCCCUCCCUCAGCGGGGAUGACAUCGACGACGAAUGGGAGCUCAUCUGAUCUAUGACAUCACUGUGAUGUCACCACUGUCACUUCCUGUGACAUCUCUGAAAUAAGAUGGCCACACAAAGGGAGCCCAGGUGGCUGCUGGGAAAUGAAGUGAACUGAGACUCUUUUCUUUUUGUUUUAACAGGAAGCACUUUAUUCUGAAGGGACAGUGGGCUACAGAGGAACUGGUUCUGGUUCUGGUUCUGGUUCUGGUUCAGAUCAUCCUCCUCCAGGCUCCAGUUCAGACUGGUUCUGACUGGUCCUAACUGGUUCUGACUGGUUCAAACUGGUUCUGACUGGUCCUAACUGGUUCUGACUGGUCCUGACUGGUUCUGACUGGUUCUGACUGGUUCUGACUGGUCCUUACUGGUUCUGACUGUUCCUAACAGGUUCUGACUGGUUCAAACUGGUUCUGACUGGUCCUAACUGGUUCUGACUGGUUCAAACUGGUUCUGACUGGUCCAAACUGGUCCAAACUGGUUCAAACUGGUUCAAACAGAAUUGAAUUGACUUUAAUUGAAACUGGUUCAAACUGGUCCUGACUGGUCCUAACUGGCUCAAACUGGUUCUGACUGGUCCUAACUGGUUCUGACUGGUUCAAACUGGUCCUAACUGGUUCUAACUGGUUCUGACUGUUCCUAACUGGUUCUGACUGGUCCUAACUGGUUCUGACUGGUUCAAACUGGUCCUAACUGGUUCUGACUGGUUCUGACUGUUCCUAACUGGUUCUGACUGGUUCUGAACUAGCCAUUUUCAUUCCAGUUUAGGUCAGCCUGGUCUAAACUGGUUCAGCCUGGUCUAAACUGGUUCAGUCUGGUCUAAACUGGUUC
Messenger RNA from Sebastes umbrosus (honeycomb rockfish), 2123 nucleotides. RefSeq names its product tectonin beta-propeller repeat containing 2 (gene tecpr2). The transcript is spliced from 9 exons. Bases 43 to 1305 code for a protein of 420 amino acids. The record is from RefSeq and is a predicted model, not a curated record. Lineage: Eukaryota; Metazoa; Chordata; Actinopteri; Perciformes; Sebastidae.